Penaeus vannamei (Pacific white shrimp) is the source of this 737-nucleotide messenger RNA. NCBI's taxonomy places the organism in Eukaryota, Metazoa, Arthropoda, Malacostraca, Decapoda, Penaeidae. The record is from RefSeq and is a predicted model, not a curated record.
CAUGGGCGGCAGUGGGCGUAAGCGGGUGCAACGCCCAGACCAAGGAGGUGGGCGUGUGUCUCCACGUCUAUUUAGAAAGGGAUUUCCUGUCGCUGGAGAGGAUAGUCUAUCCUCGGCAGGUGGACAUGUAUCGCUACGUCCCGGACGAGCUCCGCCAACCUCUGCCCCCGCUCCCGGAGCUUCCCGACGGAGACGGUGAGUGGCCAGAGCUUCCCGACGGAGACGGUGAGUGGCCAGAGCUUCCCGAGGGAGCGGCGAAGAAGGAAGACGCGGAUGCGAGGAACGUCGUCGUGGGCCGCCACCAGCACCUCCUGCAGAAGGAGGGCAGCUCGUGGAGGAGAGUGGCCCGGGAGGCCCCGGGGGACUUCGCCGUCAUCGACGCCUACGGAGAGCACGGCUGGGUCGAGGGGCCCGAGCUGGAGGAUUACUGCCGACGAAUUGGCUCCGUCAUCAAGUGCUUUGAGGACAUAUUGAUCGACUGUGACAGUGGAUAUGACUUUUUCAGGUACCGUCACCUUCUGCACUCUCUGGAUCGCGUGCACACCUACCUGUGCAACACGCCUCACUCCAGAGAGAAUAGAUUUUUGCCGUUCCUCCGGCUCAUCGAAUGCGCUGAGAAAGCCCGCAUCGAGCAGAGGUCCUGCCAGCGCCCCAACGUCACCAUCAACGUGUGGAACCAGAUCUUGCGGCUCGAAAUCGGCCCUGAGCUGUGCGAGUGAGUUCAGUGGGCGCGAGGG